Messenger RNA from Prorocentrum cordatum, 351 nucleotides. The record is from the annotation of a GenBank genome assembly. Lineage: Eukaryota; Dinophyceae; Prorocentrales; Prorocentraceae.
AUGGCAGGCAGCUUCUUCGGCGAAGUUCGCAAACAGGGCGAGACGCUGCAGGCUGAGCAGAAAGCCCAGCGGGAGCGGCUCGCGACGAAAAAGCGGCGAAUUGGCGAGGAUGAAGCCGCACCUGGUUGCGGAGAUAGUGCUGUCGCCUCGGGUCAUGCUUCUGGAGAUGUUGCUCAGGCCAGGCCUGAUGCGGGCACUGAGGACCCGCCAAAGCAAGCUGGCCCUGCCGUUGAUGAAUCGGCCACGGAGAAGCUCAAGAGCGCAGCUAAGGCGUCGGUGACUGCGGCGUCAACGCUCUCGCCUGGGAAGGAGAUCGCCAGGGGUGCUCAGAAGGAGGCGUCGUCGGGGUGA